Drosophila suzukii is the source of this 1160-nucleotide messenger RNA. Its product is annotated as microfibril-associated glycoprotein 4. The record is from RefSeq and is a predicted model, not a curated record. NCBI's taxonomy places the organism in Eukaryota, Metazoa, Arthropoda, Insecta, Diptera, Drosophilidae.
CCAGUCGAUCGAGUGACCUUUGGUUUUAUUCGCACUCGCAUUGUGCCUCAGAUCGGUAGUUAGUGCUUAGUUGCUAACUUAGUUAGUUAGUCAGCCAGUUAGCUAGUCGGUGGCCAGUGAUCGCCAGUGGGAAAAUGUCGCAGAUGCUCCAGCUGGACGCCUUGGUCAUGGCCAUGGCCUGUCUGUCCACCACGCAAACGGAUCUGGGCGGAGGUCUGAUGGUUCCGCCCUCUUUGCAAAAUGCGAGCUCCAGCAGCUGCCCAGUUUCAGCCUUGAGUGGCCUCACCACCCGGAUGCAGUCGCUGACGAGGGAAAUAGCCAGUGUGAAGGAGCAGAUAGGCAGUCUACAGGAGCAACUGGUGGACCUGCGGAGGACGGGCAGUCCGCCGGCGGUGGCCCUCGCCGCCUCGCCCCACGCCCUGGGCUCUCGAUUACCUCUCCACCUCGACAGCCUGGACCUUGAGCCGCAACUCCUGGCCGCCGGCGGGGCAGUGGGUGUGCCCGGCACUCCGGAGAACUGCCUGAAGCAGCAGCACGGGGUGGUCCGCAUCCGACCCCGGGCGAAUGUGGAGCCCUUCUUCGUGUUCUGCGACCAGAAGGUGAGGGGUGGCGGCUGGACCAUGGUGGUCAACCGGUACGACGGCAGCGAGGACUUCAAUCGCAAGUGGGCCGACUACCAGAUUGGCUUUGGACCGCUCACCACCGAGUUCUUCAUCGGCCUGGACAAGCUGCACCAGAUAACCAGCAGUGACAACUACGAGCUCUUGGUUCAGCUGCAGAAUCGGAAGCAGGACCUGCGAUACGCUGUAUACGAUCACUUCAGCAUCGGCAGUGAGUCGGAGCAGUACAGGCUGAAUGUCCUGGGAAAAUACCAGGGCGAUGCGGAGGACGCACUGCGCCAGCACACGGGCAAGAAAUUCAGCACUCAGGAUCGGGACAACGAUGAGAGCGAGCAAAACUGCGCGGCCUCGCAGUCGGGGGCCUUUUGGUACGGCGGCUCCUGCAAUCUCAGCAACCCUUUUGGCCUCUAUCAACGCCUUCUCGAGCGAGAUGUCGAUGGUUUCAAGGGCAUUUUGUGGCGUGGCUUUCUCGAUGGACCCAAAGGAUCUCUGAAAAUUGUCCGCAUGCUGGUUCGACCCCGCGCUAGUUCAUAAAUAGGU